GGCUUUUUUCUUUUUUUCUUUCUAUUUUUUCAACAAUUAAUUUGACGGGUUUUAGAAGAAAUUGAUGCUGAAAAAAUGAUAUGCAAUAAUGAAAAUAAUAAUGAAUUUAAUUAAACCUUUUAUGUUUAAAAUAAAUUUUAAUAAUUAUUUAAGAUAUUGAAUUAAUUUCAAAUAAUAGUGAAUUAUUAUCUGUUUCAAAAUAAAAGAAGAGCUAGUAUUUUUGGAAUAGUUUUUGAUAGGAACUAUAUAGAGUUAUGUGAUCUCCACAGUUUAAAAGAGGAGAUGAUACUGCAUCGAAUUGUUAAUAUUAGAUUUUCCUGACAAGUUUUCUCAAGAUCUCUCGCCAUGGUUGUUAAAAAAUUGAGGCUUUUUAAUAGGGUUAGAAGAUGGAUUUUUUGUCAAAAAUCAGAUAAAAAGUCAAUUUUUCGUAAGAAAUUUGCCGAAAAUACUUCGUAGAAUGUUCAUAACUUGUAAUUGGCUAAAUCUUUUAACAUGGAAUUAACAUACAUUAUUGAGCUUUAGUUAAUGAUUCUGAUGCACCGCUAAAAAUUAAAGUUCCAAAACUUUUACAUUACACACUGUUUUGUAUAUGAAAUUGAUUUUAUUUGAUAUCUGUUUCAAGACAAUUUUCAUUUUGUAUUGAUUCAUCUGUAAAAAUUUUAUAUAAAAUAUUAAUUAUUAGAGAUAAAUACUGAAAAAAGUACAAUUCUAUUUUAGAUUUGAUAUGGACAAAUAUCAAGAUUUAAAAGAUAUAUUAUCAGCAACAAAUUUUACAAACGAUUGGGAUCGUUAUACAUUAGUCGUCAAAUAUAUUAUGAAAACAAUUAAAGGUCUUCGAGUAAUUGAUGAACAAGAAGUAGGGCAUUAA
This is a messenger RNA of Rotaria sp. Silwood2, 868 nucleotides long. NCBI's taxonomy places the organism in Eukaryota, Metazoa, Rotifera, Eurotatoria, Philodinida, Philodinidae. The record is from the annotation of a GenBank genome assembly.